Messenger RNA from Recurvomyces mirabilis, 1734 nucleotides. RefSeq names its product anthranilate synthase component 1 (gene TRP2). Bases 1 to 1734 code for a protein of 577 amino acids. Lineage: Eukaryota; Fungi; Ascomycota; Dothideomycetes; Mycosphaerellales; Teratosphaeriaceae. The record is from RefSeq and is a predicted model, not a curated record. The transcript is spliced from 3 exons. Gene Ontology annotation, biological process: L-tryptophan biosynthetic process.
AUGCCUGCCAAUCUCACAGUGCAGCCAUCGUUCGAGGAUGUUACAAGCAUCGUGGAAGCUGGACGGAAGCUCAGCAAUGCUCCAAACCUCAUACCAGUCACGGCAUCCAUCUCGUCGGAAUUCUUGACUCCGUCUAGUAUCUAUCUGAAGAUUGCCGCCCACUCCACCUCCAACCUCUCCUUCCUCUUUGAAUCCGCCGCCACGACCGAGACAAUCGGCCGCUACAGCUUCGUCGGCGCCGACCCACGCGAGACCCUCACAUCCGGUCCCAGCCAUGGCUUCGAAGGCGAUCCUCUGCCUCGUCUCGACGAGCAACUAUCCAAGUAUCGAGUAGCAGAAAUUCCAUCCCUACGUCUCCCACCCAUGACUGGAGGAGCCAUAGGCUAUGUCGGCUACGAUUGCGUCAUGUACUUCGAGCCCAAGACCAAGAGACCGAUGAAAGAUGUUCUAGAGGUACCGGAGAGCCUGUUUAUGCUAUAUGAUACGAUUGUCGCGGUGGAUCAUUUCUUCCAGAAGGUCAUGGUUAUAACAUACCUCCACGUUCCUGGGAAGGACGAGGAUGCAGGGAAGGACGCGCUGGCCCAAGCAUACGAAGCCUGCCGAAAAACAAUCGCCAACAUCUUGAAGAUUCUAAAGCAAACCGACGUCCCCCUCCCACCCCAAGGCUCCGUAAAUCUCGAUCAACAAUACACCUCCAACAUCGGCCGCCCAGGCUACGAAGCCCACGUCACGAAACUAAAACAACACAUCGUCGCCGGCGACAUCAUCCAAGCCGUUCCCAGCCAACGCAUCGCACGCCCCACGGACCUCCAUCCGUUCAACAUCUACCGCCAUCUCAGAACAGUAAACCCCAGCCCUUACCUCUUCUACCUCGACUGCGCCGGCUUCCAAAUCGUCGGCGCCAGCCCCGAACUCCUCGUCAAAGCCGAGCCCACUCCCGGCGGCAAAACGAGGAUAAUCAACCAUCCUAUCGCUGGGACUGUGAAGAGGGGUGCGACGCCCGCCCAAGACGCGGAGCUAGCGGCUACCCUUCGCGCUUCGUUGAAGGAUCGAGCGGAACACGUCAUGCUGGUUGACUUGGCCCGGAACGAUGUCAAUCGGGUGUGUGAUCCGUUGACCACGAAAGUGGAGAAGUUGAUGGUGGUGCAGCGGUUUUCGCAUGUGCAGCACUUGGUUUCGGAAGUCAGUGGGAUGUUGAGGGAGGGGAAGACGAGGUUCGAUGCUUUCCGGUCGAUUUUUCCUGCUGGGACGGUGUCGGGGGCGCCGAAGGUGAGGGCGAUGGAAUUGAUUGCUGAGUUGGAGGAGGAGAAACGGGGGGUUUAUGCUGGGGCGGUGGGAUAUUUCGGUUUUAAUACAGUCAAUGUGCAUGAGACAACCAGCUCAUCUGAUCAUACAGAGAUGGUGAGAGGGGUGGAGACGGAGGGCGCGAUGGAUACGUGUAUUGCUCUGCGCACGAUGCUUGUUAAGCAAGGGGUGGCGUAUUUGCAAGCGGGGGGCGGGAUCGUAUUUGAUAGUGAUGAGGGGGAGGAGUAUGAGGAGACGAUGAAUAAGGCGGCGGCGAAUAUGCGGUGUAUUGAGCAGGCGGAACAGUUGCAUUGGGAGGAGCAGCGGGAGGAGGGGAGGUUGGAUGAUGGUGGGGUGGUCGAUGGGGAGGGGAAGGAGAAGGGGACGGGUCAGGUGGCGGUGGAAGGGAAGGGAGUGGUGGGGAAGGGGAAGGUGAGGGUAGGAGACUGA